AUGGAACUCGGGAACACAACCUUGAUAAGCAGUUUUUUCCUCAUUGGAAUUCUCCAGGAGAGCAGAUUCCCUGAACUCAUCUGUGUCACGAUCAUACUUCUUUAUCUAGUGGCCAUGGCCAGUAAUGGUCUCUUGCUGUUGUUGAUUGCUAUGGACAACCGGCUCCAUGUGCCCAUGUACUUCAUGCUCAGCCAGCUCUCACUUCUGGACCUGCUCUUCACAUCAGUUGUUGCCCCCAAAACAUUGGUAGAUUACCUGGGUGGACAAAACACCAUCUCCUUUACAGGCUGUGGGCUUCAGAUGUUCCUGGCACUAACACUUGGGGGUGCAGAAGAUAUUCUGUUAGCUUUCAUGGCAUAUGACCGCUACGUGGCCAUUCGACAUCCCUUGAACUAUAUGGUAAUAAUGAGACCAAAGGUUUGCUGGUCCAUGGUGGCUACAUCUUGGUUUUUGGCAUCUCUGAGUGCCCUCGUACACACCAUCUACACCAUGCAUUUCCCUUUCUGUAGAAACCAAGAGAUUCACCACCUGCUCUGUGAGAUCCCUCCAUUGCUGAAGCUGGCAUGUGCUGAUGCUUCACAGUACAAGUUCAUUUUAUACACAACAGGUGUGACCUUCCUCCUGAUGCCCCUCUCUGCCAUCUUUGCCUCCUAUGCCUUAGUCUUGACUGCUGUGUUCCAUAUGCCCUCAGCACAGGGGAGACAGAAAGCUCUCCUUACCUGCUCAUCCCAUCUGACAGUGGUUGGGCUGUACUAUGGAGCUGCCAUGGUCAUGUAUGUCCUACCCAGUGCCUACCACAGCCCUCAGCAAGACAAUAUUGUCUCUUUGUUCUACACCAUUGUCACUCCAGCCCUGAAUCCCCUAAUCUACAGCUUGAGGAACAAAGAUAUUCUGGGGGCCCUGAAGAAGGUUAUAGGGAAAGGCCCCUCAGGACAGAGAUUUUAG
Phascolarctos cinereus (koala) is the source of this 945-nucleotide messenger RNA. RefSeq names its product olfactory receptor 2AG2-like. NCBI's taxonomy places the organism in Eukaryota, Metazoa, Chordata, Mammalia, Diprotodontia, Phascolarctidae. The record is from RefSeq and is a predicted model, not a curated record. Gene Ontology annotation, cellular component: membrane. Gene Ontology annotation, molecular function: olfactory receptor activity; G protein-coupled receptor activity. Gene Ontology annotation, biological process: G protein-coupled receptor signaling pathway.